AUGAGCCAAGAUGAGCCAAUCUAUCUUUUGUCGUUGGGUAUACGGUGGAGGCAUCAGAGGGAUAUCAGAACUCGUCAUACUACACGAGAUUAUGAAGCGGCUACAGAAGGUGGCAGGACUCAGAGAAUUACCCAAGCCUCAGGACUAUUUCCAUUUGAUGGGUGGCACAAGUACUGGGGGGUUAGUUGGUCUUUCCAAUACACCGUGUUGCAAAGUUCCGCUAACAGCAGAUCGUUGGAAAGACUAAUUGCCAUCAUGUUAGGUCGCAUGGGUAUGUCGACUGAGGAAGCCAUCAACGCAUACGAAAGUUUUGCAAAGGACGUUUUUCGAAAGAAGAACCGCAGGCGGUGGUGGAACAGAACUUAUAAAGAGGAAACACUCGUCAAGAUCAUACAAGACAAUGUAACCAAGAAGAAGCUCGCAAAGACCACGAUGCUCGACGACACGAGGGAAAGGGGGCUCGCUUUUGUCUGCGCAGCCACAUAUGACGCCUACGAAGCCUACCUCUUCCGAACGUACAAAGGGAGCAGCAACUGCGCUCACAAUGUGGAAAUUUGGGAGGCGGCAAGGGCAACAUCAGCGGCACCGACAUUUUUCCACCCAAUCUCCAUCGAAGUCGAGGCGGAGAGGGACCAGUACGUCGACGGUGCCGUGACCUGCAACAACCCGGCUCGCCUUGUGUUGAGUGAGGCCGAGUCCUACUUCGGUCCGAGGAGGACGUUGGGCUUUCUUCUCAGCUUGGGCACCGGACUGAAAGUCUCCGAUAAAAAAGUCAAUGUGGUUCCUCAAGGACAGCUUGUAGAUCGUCCAGUCGUGGCCAGACAAGGCAGCGGCGCACUCUUCUCAAGAGGCACGAUAAAGAUUCUCAAGCAUGCCAAAGCAUCGCUGACUGAUUCCGAGCCUGAGCACCAAGCCCUAGAGCAACGGUUCCAGAAAACACACUACGCAUAUUGGCGGUUGAAUUUGGACCGGGGUGCUGCAGAUAUCAAGCUGAAUGAAUAUAAGAAAAUGGGGUUGUUGCGGGCGGCAACGGAGAGGUACAUCCAAGGCUCUGAAGUCUCUGACCAUCUCGACAAAAUCGCCAGCAUGUUGUAUGCAAAGGAGGGCGUCAACCUGUCUCUUGAUGCCGCAUGCCACGCAGUAUCCGAAGAAGCCUCGAGGCAAGCCGUUGAGCAAGAGGUUCAGAUCAACAGCAUUGCAAGCCCUCAAUUCACUGGUAGAUUAGACAUACUCAACAAGAUGGGACAAUACUUUUGCGAACGCCCCUCCGGAUCUUCACCUAGAAGACACCUCAGAAUUUGGGGCAUGGGAGGAGUUGGGAAGACGCAGAUUGUCCUCAGAUUUAGAGACUUGUACGGGUCGAGAUUCGAUCGGAUAUUUUGGAUCAACGCCGCCACCACAGCUUCGAUCUACGAAAGCUUCAGAUUGCUAACAGCUGAGAUUUUCGGUGGAGAGCCCAGCAGACCUGACUUUGGGAGAGUACGCAAUUGGCUGGCGCAGAGUCACGCUGAAGAGUGGCUUCUUGUCUUCGACAAUAAUGACACAAUCGAUGUGAGCAAACGUCUUCCUCCAGGGAAUACUGGAAACAUUAUCUUCACCAGCAGAAGGAAAGAUAUGUCACCCACCCUUGACGCCGACCAAACAAUCCCGGUAGACAUCAUGGACGCAGAGGAUGCAGUCAUCCUAUUCCUUCGCGCCUCGAAAAGGCAAAAGACAAAUUUCGGAGAUGAUGAAGACAGACACGGAAGAGAAAUCGUUCGCGAGCUUGGAUACCUCCCGUUGGCCAUCGACCAGGCCGGUUCCUACAUUCACAACCAGGACUGCUCAUUCAAAAACUACCUCGGCAACUUCCAGGAACGCCGAAAAGACAUGCUAGAAGACCCCAUGUACCCGGGAGUCUUUGAGCAUAACCCUGCUGUAUAUGGUACAUUUGAGCUCUCGUAUGUGGCAUUGGAAAAGCGGUCACAAGAGAAAGGCUACCCAGGCCGGGCUGCCUUGAACGCCCUUCGUAUUCUCAAUAUAUUCUGCUUCUACCAUAAUGAGAAGAUCACAAGUGAGAUUCUCAGUAGGGCAGCAGUCAGUAAAAGAAGGGAUCUAGGACUAUUGCACGGCGAAGAGGGUAGCGCUGGCAUUGGGCCACUUUCGUUGCUCGACAUUACUAGAGAAGGCGAUUGGGAUCGAACCAACUUCGACGAUGGAAUCGCGACGCUCAGAAGCUAUUCUUUGAUCAAGAGGUCUACCUUGGUCGAUUGGUGGUAUUCUAUGCAUAUUUUAGUGCACUCUUGGGCCAGAGACCGAAUGAAGCCCGAAACUCUGACCUCGCAACGCAAAGCCGCUGGCGAGAUACUCUAUCUUACGAUUGAGAGAAAUAAUGGCCUCAGUUCGGAGCUCUUUCGCCCUCAGGUGCUGCCGCAUAUGCAGGCUUGUUUUAAGCACGGAAGCCUGGAGUUCAUGAGGUUGACGAGGGAGACUCAUAGGGAAGGUAUAUACGCAAGUGUGCUUAUGGAUUUGGGACUCUGGAACAAAGCCACCAAGGUCUUGGAGCAGAUCCUUCCUGCUAGCCAAGAGAUAUUCGGGCCUGCAGACAUUGCAACAUUAGGAGUCUCUUGGGAUCUGGCCAAGACCUACCGGAAUUCCAGCAGAUUAAGAGAGGCUCAGGCUCUUUUUCGACAUAUUCACAGGUUGAGUGAGGAACGCUUGAAUGAGGAACCCAUUGACGUCGACAUCGCGCGCUACUACCCUCACAUCGUUAUCGACCUCAUACAAAUACACAUUAUCCAAGCAAGGUACAAGGAAGCCAAAGACUUGCUAGUUAUACUUCUAGACUUAGGGAUGGAAGUUGAGGAGAAAGCCGGGCGAGAUAGAAGCUGGUGGCGCAAAACUGUGAGAACACUGGCAACCGUCUUUCGGAUGGAGGGCAAUGCUGAGAUGGCUUACAGUAUUGACAUGCAUUUCCUCCGGCGGUGUGUGGAGAAAAAAGUCUUUUCCCUUACAACACUGAGCGCAUUGAACAGCGUCGCAGCAUCGUGUUCAGACCUGGGGCAAUACCAUGAAGCGGAUUGGAUGUGGCGCAAAGUCCUCGCCGUUGAAGAGGGGUUGGAAAACAACUCGAGGAUCCUGCCAUCGAAGCGAAAUGUCGCAACUAGUUGCGCGAACCUGAACCGAUUUGAAGAAGCAGAGAAAAUCUUGCGCGAGGUUCUCGAGACAAGCGAAACGAUUCUUUGGAGGACACAUCUUGAUACACUGGCAACGAUGGACCAGCUGGCGGGUGUGUUGGCCCGGUGUCACAAGACAGAGGAGGCUAUCCGGCUUUGGGAGGAAUGCCUCCAUGGUUGGGAGGAUAUUCUACAUCGGCAGCAUCCUCUCAAGCAGAGAACAAGGUGGGCGAUGGAGAAAAUAAGGAAUGGGGGUACAGGCCUCGUGCAAGAGGAUUUCCAAGCCGGCGGAUACAUGUUUUCUGGAGGAUGCCAUUUUGUACCCAAGGAGGUGCCCAACCGGGAUCACCGUUUGCUGACUUGGAUGUCAUCUAUUGACUUCCGGUGUCAUAAGUCACAUCGAUCCACGACUCACUCUCCAGUGACGUUGUCGCCGCCUCCCGACCUAAUAAACUUCAUCACCGCCAACUCGUCACCAAUGCGGUCUGCAUCAGUUUUGAGAAUGGCCUCAGCCUCCGUCUCGAAGGCUAACGGUCUCAGGCCCGCGCCGAUGGCCCUUCUGCCUCCUAUACCGCUAUACCGUCGUCUUCUGCGCGCUCACCGCAAGCAUCUUCCUUCCGAGAUGCGCCUCCUGGGUGACGAGUACAUCAAGGCCGAAUUCCGUGCUCAUCGCACAGUAGAUAACCCGGCGCAUCUGAUCGGUUUCUUGACUGAGUGGCAAUUAUACGCGCAAAAGAUCGAGGGCAACUCGUGGGUUGGCGAGAAGAUUGACCCCGUCAAGGUUGCUAAGAUGAGUGACGAACAAAUCGGUCAACUUUACGAGCUGAUGCAGGCGAUCAAAGAACGGCGUGAGUCAGGGGAAGACGAGGAUCGAUCAUGA
Molecule: messenger RNA, 4035 nt
Organism: Colletotrichum abscissum
Lineage: Eukaryota; Fungi; Ascomycota; Sordariomycetes; Glomerellales; Glomerellaceae
Exons: 7
Coding region: 1-4035 (1344 amino acids)
Biological process (GO): arachidonate metabolic process
Cellular component (GO): membrane
Molecular function (GO): ADP binding; protein binding
Source: RefSeq, a predicted model, not a curated record